AUGUCAAGGCUGAGCAACUCAGGAAGUAGAUGUCACUGUGGUUUGUUGCUGUCUAAGAGCAGGGCUUGGACAAAAGAUAACCCUGGUAGAAGGUUCCUUGCUUGCCUUGACUAUGAUUCAGACUCUAAAAGGAGGGGCUACAAAUAUUCUAAGUGGGUGGACAUGGAAGACCCCAAUGUUAUUGACAUUAUAAUGGGGCUUAUGCAAGAGAAGCAGGAACUCAAGAAUGAAGUUAUGUCUAUGUGGAAGGAAUUGAAGAAAGCAAACCAGUAUGCUAGGAAGAUUGAAAAUAGACCAGCAUCCCCUGCUAACCCUUGUUCCAUUUUACGUGCAUCGGUGUUGUUUGAAUUUUAA
This is a messenger RNA of Chenopodium quinoa (quinoa), 354 nucleotides long. RefSeq lists its product as uncharacterized. The record is from RefSeq and is a predicted model, not a curated record. The coding region runs from base 1 to 354 and encodes 117 amino acids. The transcript is spliced from 2 exons. NCBI's taxonomy places the organism in Eukaryota, Viridiplantae, Streptophyta, Magnoliopsida, Caryophyllales, Amaranthaceae.